Molecule: messenger RNA, 5151 nt
Organism: Orbicella faveolata
Lineage: Eukaryota; Metazoa; Cnidaria; Anthozoa; Scleractinia; Merulinidae
Source: RefSeq, a predicted model, not a curated record
UUCUUCUUGUUUUUCAAUCUUUCCAAUUUUAUGUCUUUAAUUCCCCUAUAGUGUCCAUGAUUCAGAACAUCCGGAAACCAAUCGGAUAUCAUGCAAUUCAAACGUCUUCGGCAGAAGUGCUAAAAGCGACGCGCGAAUUAAGAACAUCUCCGUUUCCGGGUCACGGCUCAAGGCUGUAACGAUUCGUUUGUGUUCAUGUUUUGUUUGUUCGUUGAAACAGUCCUAAUAACUUCGAAAUGCGAUCAGUGUAGAGAAGAUUUAUGGACGAAAAAAACGAUGGUUUCGAUUCGUUGUCAAAGAAAUGAAUCAGUUGGUUUUCACCGCGAUCGAACGUUUUGUGUUUACUUAAUUCAGUACCGGUGUCGUUUCAACAACGCAGAAUGUACUUAACGCAGCCAGAAGUCUCUUUCAUUUGCGACAUUGAGUCUGAAUUAUUCACUGAUUCUGCUGAUGUUCUACACCGCCAUGGAUUAAAAAAAAAGAAAAAAAACGAGUUGCCAAAUUCUCCAUUUGCAGCCGACUUGUGUAUAGUCGUUUUGCUGUGGAGUUAAUACACUAAUUUUGAAAAAUGCAAUUCAGUGAACUAAAGGUAAAUUUCGGAUUUCCGUUUGGCACCACCAGAGACAGUUUCCUGUUAUAGCUAUUGUUAUAGCUAUAAAUUAAUUGUAUGGAUUACAUUCAUUCGCUCAGCUAGCAUUUUCGUCUGAAGUUACGCAAUUUCAUGCUUACACGAAUAUGUUCUUCGUCCAUACAGUCCUUAAAUCCGCGACAUGGUUCAGAUUUUACGUCAUCUGUCAGUGCCCGUGUAGAAGCCAAAGUCCAGCGUUUAACUAAUGUGUUCGACAAUCACAUCACAAUGACAUACUUUUAAUGAAAUUGUGUAAUCUAUUAAGGUACAGAAGGAGGCCUUUUUAAAGCAAUAACACACAGACAGCUCUGUAACAUACGUUGAAAACUCAACUGUCGUGUAUACAACGAAAUGCAAAAAUUGCUCCUUGCAUUGUAACGCGACACGACUCGGCCAUUGCUUCAGACUCAUUUAGAAAAUUUAUUCUGUAGACGUUUCUAGGUAUUUAGCUUGUUUUUCUCGAAGAAUCCCAACAGAAUGGAUUAUAAAAUGACAGCUAACAACUGACAAUGUACGGACAUAAGUGUACAUAUAGUUUUAUUCUUUUGUAUUGUUAACCUUAGAAAGUUUAUCCAAACGUAAACAUAGGUCCAUUUUGCAUAAUAAUACUUCGGUAAGAGACUUCUGAGAAAUGAAUAGGUUUCCCUGAAAAGAAACUUCAAAAUGGAAUCCGCAGUCCCCAAGAAAUCAUGACUCAACGAGUGAUGCCGUAAACACAGAUCACGUGUCCAGUACAAUAUGUGGCGAAGAUAUCACAAAUAGAAGUAUCGAAAUUCCGUGAAAUACUUCAGCUUCCUUGACUUGUAAAGGCAAACGGGCGCCUCACAAACACACUAUUGAGUCGGCUUCGAGGAAAUACCGUAAAGCAACACAGGCAAGAUGACUGAAGUACGACAAAGUUUUUCGCAGCAAAAUCAAUCUCUUCGAUGGAUGAAGACUUUUGUCGGUGUGAUUAUCGCUGGCUCGUUGUUGUUUGUCUUGUUCAAAGAACUACACUCGUUGUCCAAGGGCCUGGAAGAAUCGAGCAAAUCGCUGGAAGAAUUGUCCAACAGACUGGCGGAGGAAGAGCAAAAGAACGAGAAAUUACGUAAAGAGCUCGGACGUGUCAAGGAGAAGAUGGACAAUAUACUGCAAGUGUUUUCAAAUAUGCAAAAGGUCUCCCGAGACAAAAGAGAUAAAGACAAACAUGAUAGCAGUAAGAAGUGUAAGAGAUUAAAGCAUUGUGCAGAGGAGCUUAAGAAAGAUGUCAAUUGCACCAUGAUAAAGAACUGUAUGCCAAGCCGUGGAAAAGAUUUUAUCCACGCCUAUAUACUGACAGCCCACACUCUUCAAGCAACAAAAAACAGCACGAAUUAUAAAGAUGAUUUGACGGCCCAGUUGUCUUGGCAGAGUUACCUUUCCAGUGAUAACAAUGUAGUAUCCAAGGCAAAGUUUAAUAUUUCUACAGGCGGUAUAUACUACGUUUAUUGCCAUUUAAGGGUAGGUAAGCCCGUCAAUAGAGUUGUUAUAAGAACAAGUUCUUCUGAAUUGUUCUCUACAUUGCCAGCAUUUACCAGUAACGGGACUGACGUUAUGCGAAUGUCUGGACUUGCCAAGAUACCCAGCUAUGCGUUAUUAUAUGUGGAAAUAGAAUUCGACAAGUCAGUCCUUAAAGACAAAGACACUCUCCAAAGUAUGGAUAAACUAUUCCCGGACUAUUUUGAAAAGGAGAAGAGUCCAAACAGCUUUGGAAUGUUUUUGGUCAGCUGAAACAAAAGCUUACAGUUAUCUUUUGCUUUGAAUUUGUAAUCGUUGUCGGAACAAGCAAGCUCCCACAACAUAGUCAAAAAAUCAGAGGAAAACUAAUUGUUCACUUUUUUUCCGUCGAAUCAAAUACAAGACCAAAGCCGAUCGUGGCUUGACUCACGCGACUCAGUCUCCCGCGCUUUUCACCAGUUGCUCAUUUUCCCGCGCUUGUUAGUAUUAGUUUGUUAGCAGUAAAUUGUUUUCCCGCGCUUUUCACCAGUUGCACAUUUUCGCGCGCUUGUUAGUAUUAGCUUGUUAGCAGUAAAUUGCUUUCCCACGCCUGCCGCCACGCUGUCCAAAACUUCCAAGGCUUUUAAUUCAAUCAUACUUUGCAACUGAAGAGCUGGACGAGAACUCAUCACCUGACGCACCUCAAACCUGUGUAACUCCCUUGGGUAAACGUAAGAGACCAUGAUAGUCUUGGUAACAGUCAGAGGUUUCCUUGGCAAGUUGUGGACUGUUUGAGACCAUAGUAACCACGACCGAAACACCAACGACAACUUUUUUAAAACAAACCUCGCAAAUAUUUCAGAGGCAUCCUUUAGAUGAAAAUACUAAGGCAGUGUUUAAUAAUUUCCAUCCAAAAUACACAGAAAUAUGGUCUGUUUGAAGCUGAUGUGUGCAGAAGACAUCCAGAUAUAACGCACGCGCAGGCCACACGGGUUUGCGGUAUUAUUAUGUUUGGCGUGGUUUCAGAAUCUGAAUUGUGUUUUCAGUUGCAAAGUAUGACAAAAUAAUGACUGCAUAAAGUAAUGUUAAUAACUUAAUAAGUCAAUGUGGUUUGUUUAAUACAUCCUUUGUGGUUUUUGCACCGUAUUUCAAACAUUUUGGACAGUUUUGGUGAGUUAAAUUUCGUAUUUAUAUGGAAUCUAAUUUGGUUUUCUAGAUUAGGGCCAGAAUCAUAAGGUAAUUUUCACGGGCUGGUAUGAGUCUCAAAGUGGGCUGAGAUACCAUAAACUGCUACUUAUAAGCCCCCUGCGUAUAAGUCCUCCCGGUUUUUGGCCCAUCGAAAUGUAAACCAAAAAAUGCAUCCGGUUCUAAGCCCGUUCGGAUAUAAGUCCCCCCGCCCCUAGCUUUCCUUGACUUGAAUUCGUUUUAUUAUGAUGUUUUAAAGCUUAAUUACUAGUAAAUGAAAAACCUAUUUUGAUCAACAUGUGUAGCUAUGGCUCGUUUGGAAACGUACGGUUUUUUAUUCGUGUUGUAAGCCCCUCUGUUUAUAAACCCAUCCAAAAGCCCUUACGAAGUUGUAUGAGCCCAGGGCUUAAAAGCGGCAGCUUACGGUAGUUCUUUGACAGGGCUUUUCUGGUCUAAAUUGUACUUAAAUGGUUCCACAAGUGGGAAUCAGAUCAAGGUUCUCCGGGUUAAGGGGGCGUUUUGAGGCCGAAACAGAUGUUAUCUUAUCUCAGAUUUACAGUGUGUUUUGUAAGUUUAAUGCAUUUGCUCGUCUUGUAUGUAAAAUGGUCUCAAUUGACAAAGUUGACUUAACGGCUAUUCACAUUUACCGUCACACUUGAUAAAAAGCAAACAACGAACAACAAAAAUUAAAAGCUGAUUAGAGUGGUUUUAAUUGAGUGUGGUAGGACCAAAACCAAAGUAAUCACUCUAGCCAAUCACAAAAGACCUAGACAAUACAGUGAACCAAUCAAAACUCGAAGAGAUAACAUGUAGCUGACGCAAAGCGCGGAAAACGUGUGCGAAUGAGUCACGAUUGGUUUUAGUUUGACUUCUGACUGGAUGAAAAAUUGGCGCGAGUGAGAGAAAGUUCGUCACAAAGAACAAAGAACAAAUCCGUUUGACUGGACGCAAUCUUGUAGCUUUUAUAAAUAAUUGUAAUAUAGUGUUCGUUGCAUGAUGUACAUAAGCUCCACGUAAGGGAGGGGGUGUAAUUUCUUUGUGGAGUUAUGCCGCUUUGGUCUCAAAGGCCUUACUGCAUUCCCAGCGCUCUCUCGGCUUUGAAAUCCAACAUGGCAGCCAUAUUGGACUGACCAUCAUAUUUUAAAUCCACUCAAUUCAGGAUCAAGCCUGAUAUAUUCUACUUACUGACCAGAAUAUGACGGACAUUGUUUCUCGCCGAGCUCAAACUUCACAACUAGUUCUCUUGCGUGCACUGGAACCCCGCCUUACGGCCACCCCGUUAGCACGGCCACCUCGUUAUCACGGCCACCUCGUUAUCACGGCCACCUCGUUAUCACGGCCACCUCGUCAUCACGGCCACUUUAUUGUGGUCUGAACAAAAGCUCAGUCAGGCCUUUUCUUAUAUAAAGAACCCCCUUAAUUAAGGCCACUCGUUCAGACGGCUAGACCGGAUUGACGGGGUUCCACUGUACUUGAAAAUCAUUUCCAAAUCCAUUUCAGACUGUUAAUCAACUCCAACAUCUCCCCUUUUAGGGCGGCAUAAUCCCAUACUGUAUAUGUAAAUAAAUGACUCAAACCCACACGAAAUAACAAAAAAAUUUCAGACACAUUGUAAAAACCUAUUUUUGUGAUUUCACGGGCAAGACACGGAGAUUUCAAUCGCGUUAGAAGGGCCCUCGUCCCUUCCGCUAACCUUUUGUUAUUUAAAAGAAAAUUGUAACACGAUACAAGUUAGAACUUAAAAUCAGUUGAUGGGGAGAUUAGAUAUAUUAAUGAUCAUAAUUAACGUGUAAACAUGGUUACUUGACGACCUAUCAUUCAUGUAAUACUUAAGGAAUGAUCUGUAAAACAUGUUGUUGAUUAAUAAACAGUUUAUUACUAGA